This is a messenger RNA of Solanum verrucosum, 1388 nucleotides long. RefSeq lists its product as uncharacterized. The record is from RefSeq and is a predicted model, not a curated record. Gene Ontology annotation, biological process: mRNA catabolic process; negative regulation of translation. The transcript has 10 exons. The coding region runs from base 114 to 1070 and encodes 318 amino acids. Lineage: Eukaryota; Viridiplantae; Streptophyta; Magnoliopsida; Solanales; Solanaceae. Gene Ontology annotation, cellular component: P-body; CCR4-NOT core complex; CCR4-NOT complex.
ACUGAAGCUUAAUGCGUACAACCAUAAUUUGGGAACAGAAGAAAAAGGAGAGAAAAUAAAGUAGGUAAAGCGAAAGGAAGAAAAAGAUAAAAGCAUUCGAUUAAGGCUUUAGAAUGGCAAACUUACCUCAGUCUCUCUCAGUCGGUGUCAGCAGUUUCAGAGGAAGAGGUGGUAUGUCAUCAUCGUCUUCUAGUGCCGGAGCACCGGUCAAUAAGGAUCGCAAAAUGCAAUCUGUUGAACAACUUGUGCUUGAUCUCUCCAACCCUAAUCUUCGUGAAAAUGCUCUUCUAGAACUUUCCAAGAAGAGGGAACUUUUCCAGGAUUUGCCCCCCUUAUUAUGGCACUCGUUUGGUACUAUCUCUGUAUUUCUACAGGAGAUAGUUUCUAUCUACCCUGUUUUGUCACCGCCAAACCUGACUCUUGCACAAUCCAAUAGAGUUUGUAAUGUACUAGCACUUCUUCAGUGUGUAGCCUCUCACCCUGACACCAGAUUGUUGUUACUCAAUGCAUAUAUUCCUUUGUAUCUGUACCCCUUUCUUAAUACAACAAGCAAGUCAACACCAUUUGAAUAUUUGAGGCUUACAAGCUUAGGUGUUAUUGGUGCCCUUGUGAAGGUAGACAACACUGAAGUUAUCAGUUUUCUUGUUUCGACAGAGAUAGUUCCUCGGUGCUUGUGCACGAUGGAGAUGGGGAGUGAACUAUCAAAAACAGUUGCAACUUUCAUUGUGGAAAAAAUCCUUCUAGAUGAUGUGGGUCUGAAUUACAUCUGUACCACAUCGGAUAGGUUUUUUGAAUUAGCUCAAGUUUUAGGGAAUAUGGUUGGUGCACUUGUUGAGCAGCCUUCAUCAAGAUUGCUGAAACACAUAAUCAGGUGCUAUCUUCGUUUAUCAGAUGAGCCAAGGGCUUGUCAGGCACUGAAAAUUUGUCUUCCUGAUAUGCUUAGAGAUGACACCUUCAGCAGUUGUCUUCGUGAGGAUCCAAUAAUGAGAAGGUGGCUGCAACAAUUGCUCCUUAACGUUAAUGGGAAUCGGGUUGCUCUACAAGCUGGAGGAUUUGAUCAUAUGCCGUGAACUGGAUUCAUACAAGUGGGACUUAAAUUAUGGGUGCAUUUUUAGGAAUGCAUUUCUGUACUCAUUGGGCGUGGAAUUUGAUGGAGUAUUUAAGGCGCAUACUUGGGAAUGCAUUUCUGCACUCAUACUUAUUUAUGUAGUGCAUUAUGUGAAUUGUUAUGAAGAUUAUUAUUGGGAGAUUAAGACUAUUAUUGAACCUUUAUUAAGCCUGUCUAUUUAGUUUUUUCACUCGGUAUCUAAAUUCAGAUUCGUGCGAUUUCGAGCCUUCUAGUUAAGUAUGCAAGAAUACGUAUCAUUGUGUGUGUUUGGAAUGAAAGA